AUGCCUUCAGAAGGUGUUCCCAAGUGCCAACGCUGUCGUAGAGACCACAAGAAGUGUUCUCCCGAGAACAGGCAAUGGCCAGGGACAAAAUGUGACCGCUGUGAAAACUAUGGUUACGAAUGUUCCGAAAAUCUAAUGGCCCGGAGGUCGUCUCAAAAAGAUAUGGAUACAUCACGGCCAGUUAGCCGUCUUAUGGAAGUUUACCCCCAUAAUCGAUUCUUUGGCUGCCACCAAGAGCUUUCGCGAUCAAUACCAGUGCGCCCUCAUGUUCCUUCCGUCGGCGCAAUAAACCAUCAGACGCACUGCCAGUCCCCUUGGGCAGGGCUUUUCGACUACCUCAGAAAUGUCGACUGGCUCAGCUUGACUUCUUCCAGUACCCCUAUGGCCUCCAACCCCUUUUUUACCAUGUUUCGGUCAUCCAUUUGUCCAGUCCCCGAUAUUUCAGCUACCCCCCUCGGGCAACGAUUAAUGUACCUGGAAACAUUCGCGCAAAGCCAAAGAUAUAUGCAGGAUCCCUCAGUUGCCCUCUCUGCAUCUCCGUUAGAGACUUCUAUCAACCUCAUAGCUGCGCGUUUACAGAGAGACUUUCCUCGAAUAACUGUCAUGUUUAGUUUUGACGAACUUCACGCUAUUUGUGGGAACUAUGUUCGCUACGGCUCUUACUGGAAUGUAUUUCGGACUGUCCUUCAGACCGAUGAGAUCCUUCUUGUUGAUCCCGCCUUUUCGUUUGACAUGGAUAUGCCAAAAACUACAUUUGAGAGCGCCCAGCAAAUAUGGUUGUGUCCCGAGUUUGGACUAAAACAGUUCUGUCAGAAACUGUCCGGCGUUAGCCAGAUGAUAUCUGAUCUCGCUCGGACCGAGCAACAUUCAGAAGCACGAGCAUUCCUCGCUGCUAAGAUACCAGACCGUAUCGAAGAAGUACUUGGACCUCGGAUUUCUCCCACCACAACACACAGCUAUCCUUCUCCCUUCUUCCCACAUGACACGGUGACGAGCUCCCCCGUGGAAUUAACGGAUGGAGAUGUAUACUCGCCUUCCACAUCCGCAGGCGGCGACGGGUCCGAUGACGGUUAUUCACUAGAUGGGAGGGGCUUCCAAUCCAUGGCGGAGAGUACCCGCUAUAACGAUACCUACUUUUAG
This is a messenger RNA of Microsporum canis CBS 113480, 1140 nucleotides long. RefSeq lists its product as hypothetical. Bases 1 to 1140 code for a protein of 379 amino acids. The transcript is spliced from 2 exons. Gene Ontology annotation, biological process: regulation of DNA-templated transcription. Gene Ontology annotation, molecular function: zinc ion binding; DNA-binding transcription factor activity, RNA polymerase II-specific. The record is from RefSeq and is a predicted model, not a curated record. Lineage: Eukaryota; Fungi; Ascomycota; Eurotiomycetes; Onygenales; Arthrodermataceae.